This is a messenger RNA of Sciurus carolinensis (gray squirrel), 3804 nucleotides long. It is a transcript of the gene Tlcd3a, whose product is annotated as TLC domain containing 3A. Bases 1674 to 2447 code for a protein of 257 amino acids. The record is from RefSeq and is a predicted model, not a curated record. NCBI's taxonomy places the organism in Eukaryota, Metazoa, Chordata, Mammalia, Rodentia, Sciuridae. The transcript has 5 exons. Gene Ontology annotation, cellular component: endoplasmic reticulum; membrane. Gene Ontology annotation, biological process: lipid homeostasis.
UGAGGCUGGCUUUGAACUCGCGAUCCUCCUGCCUCAGCCUCCCGAGCCGCUAGGAUUACAGGCGUGCCCCACCACGCCCGGCUAAAUUCCUCAUCUUAACAACAUGUUGGAAAAGUUAAAAGUUGUCUUUGCCCCAAAAUAUCACAGCCUAAUUAAUAACAAUAAUACUACUAAUAAAGGGAAAUUGUCUUUUAAACCUAUGAAACAUCCUCAGAUAAAUGACUACAAAUCUAAACAAAAUCUGUGUUCAUGCUCUAUAUUUCUGUACCAGUAACUGCCAUGUUGAAAGUAAUUUAUUGGCAUCUAGCAGAAACCUUCUGCCACUUUAUAGAGGUCACAGAAUCGUAAGAAUUUACAGCUGGAAGAGCCUUGAAGAGCUUGUAAUCCAGCCUUUUCAUUCCACAACUGAGGAAACAGGGGCCCAGAAAGACUGAGCUCAGCCGUUCCAAAGCCCCUUAAUGGGACUUUGAUCAGCGUUUUGCUGGCUGACGAUUUGAAAAGACCCCUAGUACCUUUCAAUUGCAGUAGGGAUGAAUUAAUUAUAUUCCCCACCCCCCACUUUUAUUAAGUGAGGAAGAUACAGACCAAAGCAAAGUAAAAUUUCUCUCCCUAGAGGACAGAAGCCAGGAGUACUGAAACUAAUGUACCGACCCAUGUGAUUGGUGCUAAGUGAAAAUAAGACUGAUUCUAAUCCAUUCAAGUUUAGGGCAUCUGGCCCGAGAACUUUUAAAUAAGGACACGUUGUCAACAACAAAACAGUUACCAAGACUGGACAGUUUCUGAACCCAAAGCCAAGAGGCAGUAAGGGGAAAGGAACUGCGGAAUUCUGGGGCAGGAUUAAAUGCUGAGAGGUUCCCCCCUCUAGAAAAACUGCAGUAGUUGGGGGAUAUGGAAAAGACAUCUUUGCCGUGCAGAAGGCUCACUGCUUAUAAGAUUCCCAUUCCAAAGCAAGAGUGCCUGAUAGAUGAGGUCCGGUGGGCAAACGACCACGAGCCCAACCGCCCACUCCUUCCUUGCCCCAAAGAGAGUUGCCUAACCCUUGGCAUCGAGCAGUGCGCCACGCCAAAGCUGGCCCCGCCUUGAUGGUUCCCCGAGGGUCUGGCCCGGACGCACGUUCCUGCCUGGCUUUUUCGGCCCUCACCCACCCACCCCAUUAGCCCGGGUCUGGGGAAGAGAGGAGAUCCGCGGGGGAGGGGGAGGCGUCCGCAGUGACGGAACAGAAGCCCCGAGAGCCUCGGCGCUUCCCGCCACUGUUCCGCCUGGCGGACACUCACGCUGCUGGACAAGGGCGCAGGUCCGCGUACUCGGAACCCGCUGGGCCACGCGCGCGGCGGCUCGGGUGGGGACAGCUGCUCGCCGCCGCCGCCCACUGCCGGCCGGCGGGCCGGGGGAACCCGGGGAACUCUCCCGGCCCAGGGGCGGCGGCGGCGAGAUCCCGCCCCGCCCCGGCCGGCCCGCGCCUAUCGCGGCCGCCGCGCUGGUCACGCGGAGAGCCGCGCUGCGGGCUUGGGGCCAGCGCCCGGCGGCUGCCGGAGUCGCGGCGGGCCGAGGCGGGGGCGGAGGGUGGAGGUUAGAGUUAGGGACGGGCGGGCCGCGCCAGUCGUCGAGCCGCGCGGAGCCAACCUGAGCCACGCCAAGCGGCGCCGCGCGAGGCGUCCGAACCCGAAGUACCCAUGCUGCUGACGCUGGCCUGGGGCUCGCUCUUCUUCCCUGGGCUUUUCGCGCUCUGCACCUGGGCGCUGCGCCGCUCGCGGCCGGAAUGGACCGACACCGACUGCGUGAUGAUCAGCACCAGGUUGGUUUCUUCAGUGCAGGCUGUGCUGGCCACGGGGUCAGGGAUUGUCAUCAUCCGCUCUUGCAGCAACGUGAUCACAGACAGGCACUGGCUUGCCCGAGAAUAUGUCUGGUUUCUGAUUCCAUACAUGAUCUAUGACUCCUACGCCAUGUACCUCUGUGAAUGGUACCGAACCAGAGACCAGAACCUUGGACACACUACCACUUUUCGAAAAUUCCUGAAUCAAAACCGCCUCAUGAUCACACACCAUGCAGUCAUUUUGUUUGUUCUUGUGCCAGUCGCACAGAGGCUCCGGGGAGACCUUGGGGACUUCUUUGUUGGCUGCAUCUUCACAGCAGAACUGAGCACUCCCUUUGUGUCACUGGGCAGAAUUCUGAUUCAGCUAAAGCAGCAGCACACUCUUCUGUACAAGGUGAAUGGAAUCCUCACGUUGGGCACCUUCUUUUCCUGUCGGAUCCUUCUUUUUCCAUUCAUGUACUGGUCCUAUGGGCAACAGCAGGGACUAAGCCUGCUCCAGGUGCCAUUCAGUAUCCCUUUCUACUGCAAUGUGGCCAAUGCCUUCCUCAUCGCUCCCCAGCUCUACUGGUUCUCUCUGCUGUGCAGGAAGGCAGUGCGGCUCUUUGAUGCUGCCCAAGCCAAAAAGGAUAGUUAAUUGCUCCAGGAGUCAGACAGUGAGGGCACCUCAUCACACUAGCUGCCUCCUUGAUGCAGUAUUCCAUGGACCAAACUGCCCUGGGUGGCCUCUGGCAUUUGUGUAUUGGUAAGCAGAUGGAUUUGAUUUUCUAAAAAAUAUUCCUAUUACCUCCUCCUUCUAACCUGUCCUUUUGCAAAAGCACUUUUUUCUUGGUAAUAACUAUUGGAUCAUGUCAGACCUUCACUGGCAGCAAGGUGGUUUUAAUUACAAGCCUGAGGAUUCUUCCUUAGUUCUUAUCUCAAGAGCUCUGGGAAGUCAAAGCAUGGAAUGUGAAGAUUGAUGGACCAGAGUAAUAAGUGCCUGGGGACCCACCUUUCCAACUACUCAGGGCAAUAUCCACAAUACUAGGCCAGCAGAAGCAAGGGUUGACUUGGUUUUGAAAUAAUGUGUUCUUGCAGUGUUGGCCUGGGAAAAUCAUUGUGGGUGUGUAGUUUUUUUAUUGUUUACUACAUAGCCCUUUACCGUUCUUUGCCUCAUCCUCUCAUCUUUGUCAACAUUCAAUUCUUUUGUCUACUGACUCCCAACCAGAAGUCUCACUUGGCAGUGGGUAGGAGGCAGGGCUGAGAAUGUGAAGCACUUGAGUAGGUCUGGAGGCCAGUAGAGGUCAGCAUGAUGUUUACAGGCUGACUUGGUAGAAAGAGGAGUGUCACACUUGUGAGCUUGUUGCAAGAAGUCACAAGUACUAUUCCUUUUUUAGCAUGACCCCUCAUGCCCAACUUUCCUUGUAUCCAUAUGUAUAGGAUGCUGUCAUAAAAACUAGAGGGGCAAAGUGAAAUGAUCGCCCCAGUAGUUGUUUACUGGGUAACCCUGUCUGACAGUCCUUUUCAUAUGAAGUGAAAAUGAACUUCUAUACUCCAAACCAGGGGAUGUCUCAUCUUAGACCACAGAGUACUUAGAGCCUCCCAAGAAGCCAGAACCUCUUCCUAUUUUGAGCAUAUUGCCAUUGAGUUCCAGAGACUAGAGAGCAAGAGGGCAGCCAGCCUGGCCAAAGCAUGACCUGUGGACUGAUGCCUUCACCCCCCAUUUGCAAAUAGGAUCCAUUGGUGCCAACACUAAUCAUUCCUUAUCAACUAAGAUGGGUUUGACUGUGCUACCAUGACUUUUUUCAAGUGGUAGUAAAAAACUAGAAUUUUAAAAGUGCCUUUUAAUUCAUUGCCCACGAACUUUUAAAGGACUGAAUAUGUGUCUCAGUUUCUACUGUUCGUCUUCAAUAGGUGCCAUUUAAAAUGUAAAAUGCUAUGGGUUUUUGUUUUUUACUGUUGUUUACUGUCGAUGUAUGUCAUCCAUAUGGUGAUUAAAUUGCACUAAUUUCCCA